Molecule: messenger RNA, 2410 nt
Organism: Austrofundulus limnaeus
Lineage: Eukaryota; Metazoa; Chordata; Actinopteri; Cyprinodontiformes; Rivulidae
Gene: asb11
Product: ankyrin repeat and SOCS box containing 11
Biological process (GO): positive regulation of protein catabolic process; protein ubiquitination; intracellular signal transduction
Molecular function (GO): protein binding
Source: RefSeq, a predicted model, not a curated record
CUUUUACACAUGGCUCCUAUAUACUAGAUGAACUUGUGUAAACCGUCAACAAUUGUUUACAUUUUUCUUAACAAAAAGGAACUUGUGUGAAGAUGUUUUAUCAGUGGCACUUAUUUAAAGUUUAUAAGCUCUUGAUAAUGUUUUUAUUUUUUUACACUCCAUGUUGCACUAAACAGAACAAAAGUAAAAACUGGUUACUUGUACACACACUGGCAAACAAAGCAUCUGUUAUUAGCUUGUAAAACAACUGUUUUUAUGAUGUUAUUUAUUAGAACAAAUAUUUUUGUUUAUUGUAGACUUUAUUUCUUUAUCAUUUCAGCAUUUGUCAUAUCAGAAGCCUGGGAGUUUUAUUUUUCCCAGAUGAUUGUAUUUCUUCAAGACUGUUUWUUCUGGGAAAUAAAUUAACUUUCUAAUGGAAAACAAAAUGUGUAUUCAUGUUWGAACUUGACAAACAGGAACAGCCUGUUUCUGACUUCUUUUGUUUUUAAACAAAAUGUGUGCCAGACAAAACAAAGCAGUCAUGAAACAGGAAGUGAUGGAGAUUAAAUGCCUUUCAGUAGAAAUUUACAAACGAACAAGUUUGUUUUMUGUAAGUAGAGCGGAGACAAAAAUACAAACCAUUGUUUGAACUGGUGUGUAUCAUGGAGAAUUUGGGGCUGAAUAUAUUGGUCUAUAUUGAGUCUCAGUCCUGACUUUAGAGGACCGUGCAGUGUUGUUUCAUCUGAAGAAGAUACUUAAUGUUGUAAUAUAAAAUAGACUCUUAGCUGCUUUUUUAUCCUCUAAACAACAACAUUGAGCAAAAUUUAGCCAAGCCUUUGCACUGUCCUCUGUUUCUUACACUUGAAGUCUUUUACGUUUGGAAGAUUGUGUUCUCAGGACCACUCCAGCUACUAUUGUUAUGCUUAAGAGGAGGGGGAGGUGACCAAGGACCCAGAUAAGAGUGGGGGAAGGUUUAAUGGUUAAACUGCAGUUGUGUGAAGAAAUCUACUGCUUUUUUUCAAAAUGGCUGYAGGUCAGAUUCAAGUUUCCAUGAGGCCAAACUUUUUCCACAUCUAUGGAGGUUUGCCAUGUAACUCUUUAAUGGCUGACUCUUGGUCAGACAGAACUCCCCUCCAUGAAGCAGCCUAUCAGGGCCGACUCCUUCAUCUCAAGUCUCUCAUCGCUCAGGGCUUCCAUGUGGACACACUCACCAUGGACAGGGUCUCUCCUCUCCAKGAGGCUUGUCUCGGUGGACAUUCUGUUUGUGCCAAGUUUCUGCUGGACAGUGGUGCAAAUGCAGAAGCAGUUUCAGCAGAUGGCGCCACCGCUCUCUUUAACUCCUGCAGCAGUGGAAGUGCUGCAUGUGUCAGACUGCUCUUACAGCGCGGUGCAUCCKUCCACACCUGCCACCUCUCUUCACCCAUCCACGAAGCAGCCAAAAAAGAUCACAGAGAGUGUCUGGAGCUGCUGCUGUCCUUUGGCGCUGCCGUUGACGUGGAGCUGCCAGAUGUGGGGACCCCUCUGUACGUGGCCUGCAGGGCCCGAGCUGCAGCAUGUGUAGAGCUGCUGCUACGCUCAGGUGCAGAUGUCCACCUUGGAUGUGGACAGGACAGUCCUUUACAUGCUGCAGCUCGAGCAGGAAAAUCAAACGUGGUUGAACUCUUGUUGGAUUUUUGCGCUGACCGGUCCUACAGAAACUCACACGGAAAGACACCUUUGGAUCUGUCGACGCCCAACAGCGCGGUCAGAUUAGCACUGCAGAAAAAAGGGCCCUGCUCUUUGUCUCAGCUAUGUCGUUUCUGCAUUCGCCGGAGCAUCGGACAGAAUCGGCUGCACAAAGCCUCCAACCUCUUCCUCCCUCUCAGCAUCAAGGACUUUCUCCUCUACCAAUAAGACGUGAGGCUGGCUGAUUCAUCCAUCACAUUUGUUGUGUUUUUUUGUCUUUAUCACUGACCUACAAAAGAAAAACCCAUAUUCAUUCAGAAAAUGGGACAUUUAUUUACAGCUGCUUUUACCUUUUAUUAUGCGCAAUUUUAGGAACUACUUAAACAAUUGGACAAACAAUUCACAUUAUUGUAUUUUAAAUAAAGCUGUCCAUUCAGUACCAAGAGGUCCUUUUCUGCCCAUUUUUAAUGUGAACUCAGCCACUUCAGUUGGUUUCUUGUUGAUCAUUUUCUACAUGUGUCAUAUAAAACCUUUGUAGCACUACAAAACGUGAAAAUAGGAAGAAAUAAUAAUGAAAGAUCUGGUUGCAGAAUUUUAAAAAAAUGAAACUUGGAGAACUGCCGACUGAGGGAAAUGUAAGUAUUGGAGAGGAAACGUCUGUUUUUCUGAUAUUUUGCUACCUGUGUUCACUGUUCUGAACAAUCAGACUGGAUACUGAAGGCUCUGUUUAUGCAUCUUUAUGAAUAAAAUGAGGAGGAGGAGUGCA